GGGUAAGUGUGUGUGUGUGAGUGUGUGCGUGUGCGUAUAUGCGUGCGUGUGCGCAUAUGUGUGUGCGUGCGUGUGCACGUGUGCGUGCGUAUGCGUGUGUGUAUGGGUGUGCGUGUGUGUGUGCGUGUGUGCAUGUGCGUGAGUGUGCGUGUGUGUGCGUGUGUCUGUGUGUGCGCGUGCGUGUGUGCGUGUGCGCGUGUGCGCGUGUGCGCGUGUUUGCAUGUGUAUGCGUAUGCGUGCGCAUGUGUGUGCAUGUGCAUGUGAAUGUGUGUAUUGAAGAGACAGAAUUGGAAAGCUGCAAAUUGUCAACAAUCCAUGUUCUCCAGAGAUGAGAGGAUCACCGUUUGAAUCUCAGGAGUGUUGGACCAGCUGCUUCAACAUCGUGGAGCUGUGGUUUGCAGAGCUUCCAGCCGCGGAGUCAUGGGAUCCCUUUGCCGGGGGCCGCCAGCGUGAAUCUCCGCCCCGCGCGGCCGGUGGACUUCGGGAGCCACAGUCUCCGGUAACAAGUGGCUGAUUCGGAGGUCCAAGCCGCUGAGGAAUGUUCUCCCGUCCCGACGGAGUUCCAUCUCCUGGCGAACGGGCCUGAACAUCGGGCAACUACGGAGGGUUCGGGGAGGCCCUGACCACGGGUGAACAACAACAGAGGAGGACUGAACUAUGGUGCCUUCCCUCACAGUGGGAAACUUUGAUGCCGCUGUGUGGGGAUAUUUAUGUUAAAGACUAUCGUGUUCUGUGUUCUUUAUUUUUAUUCGUAUAUCUGUAUGGUGACCACAAAUGUACUGUACCAAUUGGUGCAUGUGACAAUAAAUGUCUCUUGUCUUGUCUUUCCCUCUCCCCUGACUCUCAGUCUGAAGAAGGGUCUCGACCCGAAACUUCACCCGCUCCUUCUCUCCAGAGAUGCCGCCUGUCCCGCUGAGUUACUCCAGCAUUGUGUGUCUGUAUAACCUACAAACCCGUACAUCUUUGGAGUCCUUGAUGAGAGGACAAUAUUCUGGCCGGAUGCACGUGGGCACACCGGGGACAAUUUACACGUUACUCUGAGGAACUCUCAAAUACUCAAUUUACAAGUUAUUGUUGAGUUACUCCAGCACUUUGCAGUUUAUCUUCGGUGUAAACCAGCACUUGCAGUUCCUUCCAACACGAUUCACUUCCGUGGAAGGAACUGCGCCACGGUGCACGGCGGUCAUGCUGGCGCAGCGGUAGAGUUGCUGCCUUGCAGCGAAAGCAGCGCCGGAGACCCGGGUUCGAUCCCGACCACGGGUGCUGUCUGAACGGAGUUUGCACGUUCUCCCCGUGAUCUGCGUGAGUUUUCUCCGAGAGCUUCAGUUUCCUCCCACGUGCAGGGUUAAUCAGCUUGGUAAAUGUAAAAAUAAAAUAAAAAUUGUCCCUAGGAUCGGGUAGGUGUGUAGGAUCGUGCAAGAUCGUGGCGUGCAGGUGAAUGUUGAAAGCUUCUGGAUCGGAUCCAAAUCACUGCUGACUCAUUGAUGAGCUAGCGAGAGUUCAGAAGGAGGUUUGGGCAUGAAGUGCUGAAUGGAAGUUACACUGUUGGCUCCAGCCGCAACUGUGUGGGCGUGCCUCGGCAGCAGGUAUAAGAGAGAGAGCAGGUACAAGGGAGAGAGAGUGAGAGACUCCAGAGACUCCACAGGCACCUGGCAGCAGAGAUAACCUGAGCACCAUGGACACCAAGUGGCUCGCACUGCUCCUCGCUCUCUCCGCCCUUCUCCACACCACCGCCGUCACAGCCAUGCCGACCAGUCACUUGAUCAGCUGUUGCACGCAAGUGUCCAGUAAAGUGAAUAAGAGGUUGCUGAGCAAAGUGAAACACUUCAAGAUUCAGGACAACCAGAUCUGUGACAUCAAGGCCGUGAUCCUGCACAAAGGUUCGCUAAGACUCUGUGUGGAUUCAAACAACCAGCAGCUGAAGAAAUGGAUGUCCAUAAACACCAAGAAACAGCUCUCCAGAGCUUGAGGCGACUCAGGGUGAAGCAAGGCAUGGAGAGAGGACCAUCAGCCAUGCCAGGACUCUGCCGCAGUGGGAUGAUCUGUUCUGAGCUAUGGUGGAACCGUAGCAAUCCAAUCAUGAACUCAAUGUCCGUUGUCAUUAGAACAUAGAGCAGUGCAGCACAGGGACAGGCCCUUGGGCCCACAACGUCCGUGCCGAACACUGGUGUCCUCUGCCUGCGCGUGAUCCUUCCAUAUCCAGAGAACGUAGAAAUGUACAGCAGGCCAUUCGGCCCACAAUGUCUGUGCUAAACAUGAUGCCAAGACCAACUCUUAUCUGCCUGCACAGAAUCCAUAUCCCUCCAUAUCCAUGCACCUGUCUACAAGACUUUAAACACCACUAUGGUAUCUGCCUCCACCACCACCACCCCCGGCAGCACGUUCCAGGCACCCACCCUCUGUAAAACAAAAUUGCCCUGCACAUCUCCUUAAAGCUAUGCCUUCUAGUCUUUGACAUUUCCACCCUGGGGAAAAGGUUCUGACUGUCGACCCUGUCUACGCCUCUCAGCAUUUUAUAUUCCUUUGUCAGGUUCUCCGUAACCUCCGACAUUCCAGGGAAAACAAUCCAAGUCUAUCCACCCUCUCCCUGUAGCUGAAACCCUCUAAUCCUGGCGUCAUUCCGGUCAACCCCUUCUGCACCCUCUACAAAGCCUCCACAUGCUUGCUGUAAUGGGGGCGACCAGAACUGUACGCCAUGCUCCCUACCCAAAGUCCUAUAAAGCUGCAUCAUGGCGUCCUGACUCUUGUACUCAACGCCCGUACCGAAGCAUACCAUGUAGGGCGGUCACGGUGGCGCAGCGGUAGAGUUGCUGCCUUACAGCGAAUGCAGCGCCGGAGACCCGGGUUCGAUCCCGACUACGGGUGCCGUCUGUACGGAGUUUGUACGUUCUCCCCGUGACCUGCGUGAGUUUUCACUGAGAUCUUCGGUUUCCUCCCACACUCCAAAGACGUACAGGUUUGUAGGCUAAUUGGCUUGGUAAAUGUAACAAUUGUCCCGAGUGGGUGUAGGAUAGUGUUAGUGUGCGGGGAUCACUGGUCGGCGCGGACACGGUGGCCUAUUCCGCUCUGUAUCUCUAAACGAAACUAAACUUAACUAUAUAACUUCUUCACUACUCUUGUGUUGCCACUUUCAGGGAGUUAUGGACUUGGACCCCAAGAUCACUCUGUGCAUCAAUGCUGUUAAUGGUCUUGGCAUUAAUGACAUAUUUUCCCCUUUACAUUUGGCCUCCCAAAGUGCAUCACCUCACACUUGCUCAGAUUAAACUCUACCUGCCACUUCUCCGCCCAUUUCUGUAGCAGAUCUACAUUCCACUGUGUACGUUGACAGCCUUCCGCGCAGUACACAGCCCCAGUGUCACUUAUAUGGGGAUAUUUCCCAAGUGGUAUUUUGUUCCAGUCAUCCUGACAAUGUUAUUGUUAGGCAGCGGGCAAUCUGUUUCCUGUGGUCUGCCAAGUGUUUGAUUAUGUCUGUCCAAACUAUGUUCAAUAAAGUAUUAUAUUUUAUCCCAAAAUGGUCCAGUUUUUGAUCACCUUCCGAUGGGAAAAAUGCCAUCGAGCCGGAGAGGAUUGCAGAAAAGAUUUACGGGGAUGUUGUCAGGACUCGCAGGCACGGAUUUUAUUCCUUGGAGCGCAGGAGGAUGAGGGGUGAUCUUUAAGAUCAGAUAAUGACGGAAAGCGCAAAUGCGCAGUCUUUUACCCAGAGUACAGCAAUCAAGAAUCAGAGGACAGAGGUUUAAGGUGAAAGAUUUAAUAUGAACCUGAGGGGUAACUUUUUCACUCAGAGGGCGGUCAGUGUAUGGAAUGAGCUGCAGAAGGAGAUAGUUGAGGCAGGGACUAUGACAACAUGUAAAACACAUUUGGACAGAUACAUGGAUAGGAUAAGUUUGGAGGGAUAUGGACAGGUGGAUUAAUGUAGAUGAGGCAUCUU
Leucoraja erinaceus (little skate) is the source of this 3928-nucleotide messenger RNA. RefSeq names its product C-C motif chemokine 28-like. The record is from RefSeq and is a predicted model, not a curated record. Bases 1676 to 1969 code for a protein of 97 amino acids. Gene Ontology annotation, molecular function: chemokine activity. Gene Ontology annotation, cellular component: extracellular region. The transcript has 3 exons. Gene Ontology annotation, biological process: immune response. NCBI's taxonomy places the organism in Eukaryota, Metazoa, Chordata, Chondrichthyes, Rajiformes, Rajidae.